AUGACUAACGCCAGUGUGACCUCAAACGACCGUGUGAAUAUUGCGUUCAUCGCAACCGAGAGUGCGUGGGACGGUCACCACCUACAUAAUGGUGUCCUUGGACUUACCGAUUUGCUAAGUGAUGCCAAUGGCGAAGGAUUCCUUAAUAACGAUCUGAUCGUCGACACCCUUGAUGAGUUGUUUCACGUGGAUUCCGAGGACUCGCUGGUUACGGCGAAGGCUCUUCGUAAUGAAGCACUCAUUGAUUCCAUUUCUCCUCAGGUGCUGGAGUCGUUGGUUCAUUCUCUUUUUCCUAAUAAACCUUACAUGUCGUCGAUGGAAAUGUGGAUCAUUUGGUUCAUGAUCGACUGGAGUUCGCGCCACUACGUCGUCAGUCACAAUUUCCGACGAAUACAGUUGUGGAAUAACGUAAGGGAGAGACUCUACGCCACGCUGGAGUUGAUCCAGCUGGGAUUGUAUGCGUUUCUGGGAUUGAUCUUGUUAGGCAACAACAACCGUCGGUAUCUUUUGGGGGAUACCCCCAUCGAUGACGGGCUGGAGUUGUCGAUAGCCAAGGUGUACAACUUUGUCAUGAACCUGUACAACUAUUUACUCCUGGCAACCAGUCGACAAAUGGGGAAAGUGCUUGAUAAUACCUGUACAACAACCGAGGCGAGAGUGCUCAUGACAUCGUUGACAUUUUUGUUUGCUAUCCUAGAGAGGUUACCUUCGGGCACUUGUCCGUUGGUCGAUUUCACUAGAGGCGGUAAUGAUUUCGUUGCCUACAAUAAUGGUUUUCGCCAAACGUACGCGACGUUGCUACCAUAUUUGCAGAACCUGCCCUACGAAAGCAUCCUUGGUUUGUGUUCGCCUAGCAACGACAAUGCCAUAAUGUUUCCGUUUUUUGCCCGCAUAAUAGAGUUUAUCGACACCCACGCCGAUGGGCUAGGGACCCCGGCUGACGUGGCUAUUGUCAGACACGCGUUUGCUGUUCUCGAUCAACAAUUGUAUCGCACCACGAUCACCUUAUAUCCGCUCGAGUGCCAUCCUGUAUUUGUAAACGUGUCGGAUGCGUUUUGGGACUUGGUGUAUGCCCAGAAUCCGCUAGCUCUCAGCUGGCUUAACGUGUUGGCUGCCUACGCUCUUGUAUUCGAGCUAUACUACAUUCGCGAUAACAACAUCUGGGUGGAUUACAUGAACUGGUACCGCCAACGGCACGGUCAGAAAUACUUUUGGGAUGAGCCAAUAUACCAGGCGGUCGUGGAACAGGGCUAUAGUGUAACCGUCUACGAUUUGUUACUCUACUUCAAUCCCCUCGAAUGUGCCACUAUCAAUGAGAUUCCAUAA
Molecule: messenger RNA, 1326 nt
Organism: Diutina rugosa
Lineage: Eukaryota; Fungi; Ascomycota; Pichiomycetes; Serinales; Debaryomycetaceae
Exons: 2
Coding region: 1-1326 (441 amino acids)
Source: RefSeq, a predicted model, not a curated record